CUUAUCUUAUCUCUGCCGCGACUUGCUCUGUCCAUUCCGUCAACCUGCAGUGUACACAACGACGCCACUCCGUCUCCGGCCAACUCUCUUCAUCGAAUUGUACCUAAAUACCUCUACUGUAAUAAUACUUGACGGACCAUACACCCUCAACCAACUCCAAGACCACAGCAACAACCAUCCCCUCAGCCCCCUACACACCAUCACCACCAUGGGUAAUGACGGAGGCUCCAUCCCCAAGCGACGCGAGCUCGUCAAAGAAGCAGCGCGCAACCCGACAAUAAGCGAGCUUAAAGCCACCGCCUUCGAAUCGCUCAACCACGCCUGGACCCACGAUCCCAUCUCUUCCGAGCCCAUUGAUCUCGAAACCGUCGUGUCUGACUGGCGCGGCCGUCUCUACAAUUACGAAUCCAUCCUCAAGGGGCUGAUGCCCGGUAGUAACGAUGACUCCUCCGAGAACAAACAAGACACAACAUCUCCCGCGCUUGUUAAUACCAGCACCAAUAGCAGUAGCGUGGGCAACGGUGAGUCGACGGCAACGCCAACAGCCAUCUUCGCGACCGAGCUAAGCUUCGCCUCCACCGGCAUCAAAUCCCUUCGCGACGUGGUCAAGCUCAAGUUCAAGCGGUACACGCCGCCCGGGGGUGGCAACAAAAAAGAAAAGGAAAUCUUUGCGUGUCCCGUUACGCUCAAAGAGCUGGGACCAUCUACAAAAUCCGUCUAUCUGGUCCCUUGCGGCCACGUCUUUGCCGAGAUGGCGAUACAGAUGAUCACAGAGGAGGUGUGCCCAGAGUGCAGCGAACCAUUCAAGUCAGAGGACGUUAUUCCCAUUCUGCCGACCGAUAAGGCGGAUAUUCAACGGUUAUCGAAGCGGAUGGAGGAUCUCAAGACGAAAGGCCUGACGCACAGUCUGAAAAAGGACAAGAGCGCCAGCAAGGAGAAGAAAAAGAACAAGCGCACGGCUGACGAGGCCAAUGGUGACGCUGACAAGGAGAAGGAGACUAAGAAGGCCAAGAAGAGUGCUGGUGAGAGUAUAUCUAGCCGGGUGAGUGGCAUCAACAACGCCGCCACGGCUGCGCUCACUGCUAGGGUAUUAGCGGACCAGGAUGAAGCCAUGAAGCGACGUAAACUAGCAGCUGCUGGACUUCGAUGACAGGAUGUUUGUAGUAAGCCCUGACCAGCCUUUACUAUUCUCUUGUUUCUCGCCACAGUCUAAAGAUACCAAUCGAUUUCGUAUGAUUCUUCAUAAAGCACCUCGCAGGCUUGCUUGACCCGAAACGAUCUACAUACAGACCAACACACACAUAUAGACAAACAAACAAACCAAAUUUUCACCAA
Molecule: messenger RNA, 1335 nt
Organism: Neurospora crassa OR74A
Lineage: Eukaryota; Fungi; Ascomycota; Sordariomycetes; Sordariales; Sordariaceae
Product: DUF602 domain-containing protein
Exons: 1
Coding region: 209-1150 (313 amino acids)
Biological process (GO): mitotic DNA replication termination; site-specific DNA replication termination at RTS1 barrier
Cellular component (GO): nucleus
Source: RefSeq, a predicted model, not a curated record